Myotis lucifugus (little brown bat) is the source of this 1696-nucleotide messenger RNA. RefSeq names its product signal-regulatory protein beta-2-like. The record is from RefSeq and is a predicted model, not a curated record. Gene Ontology annotation, cellular component: plasma membrane. Lineage: Eukaryota; Metazoa; Chordata; Mammalia; Chiroptera; Vespertilionidae. The transcript has 5 exons. Bases 50 to 781 code for a protein of 243 amino acids.
UGAGAGGAGCAAAGGGAAUGAGUGGCAGGUGCUGCAACCUGAGGGUCCCAUGCUGGUGGCAGAAGGUGAGACACUGCUACUGAGGUGUACAGUGGUCGGCUCCUGCAUUGAUGCCAUGAUAAAAUGGGUCAAGGAGCAGGAAGGAACCUACCACUGUGUGAGGUUUGAUGGCUUGAGUGAGCCCUCAGAAAUGCAGCUGGAUGAAGGCACCUCAGUGCUUGUGAAGGGAGCUGGGAACCUAGAGCCAAACCUCCGGAUCAUCCAGCCCCAGGAGCUGGUGUUGGCAACCCCUGGAGACACUGUCUUCCUGAACUGCACAGUGCUUGGAGAUGGUCCUUCCGGGCCCAUCAGGUGGUUCCGGGGGUCUGGUCUGAGCCGUGAAGCCAUUUACAACUUUGAAGGCAUCUCCCAACCCAAUGUGACUGCGGUCCAGGCCUCCAGCAGCGAUUUCAGCAUUCUUUUGCAAGGUGUCUCUACGGAGUAUGUAGGCACCUACUACUGUGUAAAGUUUCAGAGGAAACUUAACAGGCAAUACCUGUCUGGACAGGGAACCAGGCUGAGGGUGAAAGCAAAGCCCACUUCUUCCCAAGAGGCAGAAGUCAUCAAUCAACAUGUAGCCAGGAGAUCUCUGUCAGGCCUCCUGUCUGUGCUCACAGCUGUGGUCCUGGGAAUGAAGGCAGUGACCUUGGCUGCACUCCUGCUGGCCCUGGCUGCCUGCUGGAGACACGGUGGGCAAGAAAAUGUCAAAACCCCAGGCCGAGCAAAGCUGUGCUCAUCUUAGCCUGGGGCAUGGGGCCUGGGGCAUGGAUGAGGGGUCAGUUCUAGAGUGGUGCUCUGAGUCGGACUGGAGCCAGGACUCCCCCACCAUUUCUCUGCCUCCAAUCCCAGCCUCCAGAUGUCCCCCAGGACUCACGAGAAACUCCAGCAUCCCUACACCUGGUUUCAGUUCACCUGGUGAAAUAGCCCACUUGCCACUGGGCUCCCCUCGGAUGUGCUUUCCUCGCUCUUCUCAGCCUGUCCAGGCCCUCCUUGUCCUUCAAGGCCUUGCCCAGGUCUCCCUUCAAGGCUCUUGCUCCUGCUGCAGUCCCUGUGAAGUGCUCUCCCCCUUCCUUCCCCGCUCCACAUUUUCAUGACCUUCAACUCUAACUCAGAGACUUCCCAGAAGAUACCCCUGAGCAUUUCUCACCCAGCCACACUGCCUCCAUUUGUAUCCUUCUCUCCACUUUCCUGCCUUUUUUCUUCCUCACUGUGGCUAGCUUGGGUGGCUGCAAUAGUUGGAAUAUAGGGUUGGUAAGUUGACGAAACUCAUAAAUAACAGUGGUUUAAACCAGAACAAAGUUGGUUUCUCUAGUAAUAUCUGAGCAUAAGCAGACCAGGCAAAACAGCCGCUUCCUGGUAUUGAGACCAGGGAUUCCUUGAUCAUGUUGCUACCAGGUCCACCUCCCAGGCUGCAAGACCAGGGAAAAGGCAAUGAAGGGGAGCAUGGCACUCCCCUUCAAGGGCACAGCUAGGAAUUUGCCCACAUCAUCUCUAAUUGGCUGGAAUGUGUCACAUGGUCACACCUAGCUAUAAGGAAGGCUGAGAACUACAGUCUUCAUUCUGGCAGCAAUAUCCGCAGCUGAAAAAUUUCACUAGAGAAAUAGAGGGUAAAUAUCAGUAGAUACUGUAACCCAAGCAUGUCAAAACCAGAGGCUAA